AAGCUGGGUUUUACGUCAGAUCAACUUUCACAAUUUACUGUUCGUGAAGGUAACGAAAAACAAGUCAAGUUAGGACAUUUGAUGGUCAAGUUGGGAUGUUUAGCUGUGAUACGAGGAGAAAAGGAGCCACUUUCACCUUGAGAUAGAACCAGUGGAGCUCUAUAGAGAGGUAGAAGACAAGGUAUUGAUAUUUACAAAGGUUAGCCAUGAGUCAUGAAGCAGAACAAGUUGACUUGAUAUUGAUCAAGCUCUCAGCCUGCGCGGGGUUGUAAAACACUCGGCCAUUCAGUGGUGAUGAUCUUGGACUGAACCCAGCCUCAUGUUGCUCAGAAGUUAGUCAUCGUGUUUCACCUAACUUGUGCUGGGUCCAUUGUACAAUUUGUUAACAGAGCUGAGCCAUCCUACACGCAGUAAAACACAAGCAAUGACGCUUUGAGUGAAUUGGCCAGUGAAUUGUGCGGGAAGGAUAUAUUUAUUGGCUUGAGAUUUGUAAGACAAAAUGUAAGAUUGGAAAGCUGAGUUUGAGUUGAGAAACAAUGGGUAGUAACCCUUCAAGUAACAGGGACUCUGGUGAGUCCACAAGAGAGGAAGGUGGCACUGCCAGGGAUCAUUCAAACACCAUGUUCCCCUCGUCACAUCAUGGACCCAUAGGAGAUGAGGUCUUAGAACCUCCUAGCCAAACACUGCCAUCUCCUGCAAAAGUGGACAAAGUGAAAAAGAAGAAGCCCACAAGCUUCUCCUCACUCAAGAGGAGAAUUGUGAGAAGAAAGACUGCAGGUAAGUUCCAGGAUCAUGCUCGGUCCAUACGGGAUCUCAUAGCAACUUGGAAUCCUCUGGAUGUGUGUUCACUCAUAGAGGAAUAUGAUGCUCUGGCAGCUCUCAAGGAAAUUGCUAUUCAGACAGACUUGGCUAGGACAUCGGCCUCACCACUCAAAAAUGACUUGUUGCAGCUGUUUAAUAGUAAAAACUGUGCAGAUGUGAAUUUAAUCUACAAAGGAUCAACAUUCCCAGCUCAUCGUGCCAUACUCUCUGCAAGGUGCGGUUUCUUCAGGGAACUCCUGCGGAGGAACCCGACGGUAGGUGCAGAAGUUCCAGUGGACCUUGGUUGGUCAGGGGUAACAGUGAAUAUGUUUGCUUCGUUACUCAGAUACUUGUACACGGGAGAGUUUAACACGGAAGAUUCGCAAUUAGAAAACUUUGAUGUAUUGAUCAGAUUAGGAGAGCGAUUUGGAACACCGAAUGCACUUGAGCACGACUUCAGAAUGUUACUGGAUACGGGCAAUUACGGAGAUGCUGCACUCGUUUUUUCUUGUGAUACUGAAUCAGUUGGAGUGACACGUGCCAUAGAGGCAUCAAGGACAUCUGUCGGGAGUUCUGUUAAGUGCCAUAAAGCCAUCUUGUCUGCAAGAUCACCGUUCUUUAGAAGUGUUCUCCAGAGGAGACACCAGCAAAGCAGUGAAUCUAGUGCAAGGACGUUGCCAAGCAUAACACCCAUUGUGCUUGAUGAGUCAGUGAUACCCAAAAAGUAUGUUCAUGUACUGUUGUAUGCCCUCUAUCAGGAUGUAGUAGACUUAAGUCUAGUCUUGCCAGACAGUCCCAGUGUAGGAAGCCUUGGAGAAGCUCAAGCCAUGGCAUCGGGAAGGACACCACUUACUAAAGUGGAGCAAGCCAUGGAGUUGUAUCAGAUUGCAAGAUUCUUGGACUUUGCAACUAUGGCUCAUGCUUGUGAAGACAUCAUAGCGCGGAGCAUCACCACAGAGAACCUGGUCUCCAUCUUGACAUGGAGCCUGGAGCCCCAUGGAUCCCACUGGGUCCACCGGCAGGCUCAGCAGUACCUGCAGGAGGAGUUCUCUGCUGCAGCGGCAUCUCCGGUUCUCUUUGAGCUCCGGGAAUCUCAACUCAUUAUGGCUCUCAAGUCCGACUUCCUCCAGGUUGCUGAAGCAGAUAUUCUGAAAGCAGUAGUAAGAUGGGGAGAAUACCAGCUCAUAAAGAGGAUGGAAGAGAGAGAACCCAAUCUUGUGAGCCACACCCAGCACAGCGUGAGCAGAAAAGGUAUCAAGAGAAGAGACCUGGAUACAGGAGAACUCAGAGAGAUCAUCAGUAGUCUACUCCCUCUCGUCAGGCUGGAACAUAUCAUUCCUAGGGAACAUGAGGCUUUAACGAGUGCAGUGAAGAGAGGUCUGAUUCCUACCCCGCCCUCCCACAUGCUGUCUGGUGAUGAGCUGGCCAAGUUGAACCCCUGGGUGAGGGGGAAGGGCAGACGCUUCUACCCGAGACCAAGGUUAUUCACUCCGUAUGUGGAGGAAGCCAAGUGUUUCCUUGAGGAGCCAGUGGUGUCGGACAUGGAGUCAGACCAGAGAGGAAUCCGUAUGUCUUAUGUGCCUGAUGCUCUAUACAUGCUGGAAGAGAGAGGGGAACGUUCAGACCGAUGGGUUAGUAGGCCCAGGCCGUAUCCUCCUUCUGUCAUCGCAGGUUCAUUCCCAGCUCCUGAUGAAGCUACUGUGAAGGCCAUGCGAGCCAGAGAGAAAGAGCUCCAGCGUUCAGUUGCGGCCAAAAGGGCCUUCUCCUUACGCUGCACAGACCAUGCAGCAGUGACCAGGGAAGUCCAUACCCGCGUUGUUCGAGAGUUUGGUUUCCCUGACGAGGCUGUGGAAGUGUUUGAUGGCCCAGCUGAGGGUGGAGACUAUGAGGGGCAGGGAUCAGGGGGCCUGGAUGAUAGUGAUCUGGAGGUCUUUGGACGCAUGUGGAAUGAUCUGCCUGAUCUUCAUCAUCGGCAUGAGCCUGCACAUCAUACAGAGGCUACAGCUACACCUGAGGUGAUGCCCAUGCUGAGUGAGAUCAUGCCAGACAUAGCUAUUCCAUCAGGCCCUGAUCUGACCAUCGCCAUGGCCCCACCGGUCAACCAGAUGCUGCUCCGAGAGCCUGAACUGGGCGAUGACCGUCGGCGUCAUGGAAGAGAGAAGGGCAAGGGCGGAAAGAGCGAGAGCAGUCAAACAAAAGUCUAGCUGUACUUGACGUGGUCAAUUACUCAUUAUUAUCCUUACAUUAAUGAUUAUAUUUAACGAUACUGUCUGUGUAGUAUUAACUGAAUAAUAAUAGUCUUGAGCUCUGUUAAUGAUGAAAAUUAAGAUUCUCACAUAACCCACAACAUUCCCCAAUAAUUCUUGAAACUAGAAGUUUACUACAUUUGCUAAAUAUUGUUUUUUUUUAAUUAGAUUUGAUAUAAUUGCUGGAAAAAUAAAAUAAAAAUGAAACUUAACGGAUCCAGGAAUGACACAUCUGUACAAAAACAUUGCGCCAUGUGUGCAUAUUCAUGUCGAUGCUUGUUCAGUGAUUAUAGUUCUUGGCAAGUUUACUUCAUUUUGUUAACAUUGUAAUGGUUCUAACAACCAGCGGAAUAUCAGGAUUUAUUUUAGCCUCAUACUAUAAACCAAUUAACUUUUUAUCCUCUCAUUGUGAAAAUUCAAGAUUACCUGUAAGCAAUGAGUAUUGACUAUGAUUUAUUACAUAAGUAAUCCAGCUGAUAACUAGUGCCAAAAUCUGCAAUACAUGUAUUUUAUAUUAUAUAACACAGGUGACAACAAAUAAAAUAAUCAAACUAUUUCCAUUUAUACAGCUCACUUCAUUUCAUUUAAAGAGACCUAACCGGUAUAUUCCUCAUUAAAUACAUGUUAAGUCUAUUCCUCUAUUAAAUCUAGAAAUUUGCAUUUUUGUGCACAAAAAAGCAUAUUGUAGUAUAGUACAAGGAAAAUUCUAUGUUUAAUUCACUAAAUUAAUUUUAAAAAAUGUAUUCUUUUAAAGAGUUUUGUUGCAGAUAUUUUUGUGACAAGGCUGUUUUCUGUUUAAAAAUUAAUUGGUCAUAUUUUUUUUCUGAGGUUAAAACUAAUCAUUUCCUUUAAAAAGUAGUAUGGAACUGUAACAUUGUGUUACCUAGUGGUAGUUUCUUUUCUUUUUUUAUACAUGGACUGAAAAAUAAUGUUGAUUUCCUUUACCCUGCUAAAACAUUUGUGUUCAUUAAUUCUUUGAUAUCAGUUAAUGAUUUUAUUUCAUUUGUGCAAUUUUCUCUUUGCAUUAUUCAUUCCUAUUUUAUGUUAGUCAAGUAAAAAGAAGAAUAUUAUCUUCUUUUUGUGUGUGCGCAUCUACACAGUUGUUGAACACAAGAUAUAUUACAUAUUUUGUUGAUAUUCAAACAGAAGGAUGUUGAACUGUAUAGAAACUUUGUUUCAGCAAUCUUCUGAAUGUCCUAUGUCACCAGCUUUUCCCCCAAUCUCAUCAGUCAUGUUGGAUUCAAAGAUAAAUAGUGGAAGUAUUAAGAAAGCCAUAAAGUUAUUGCAUACAAAAUCUUUGGAGAACAAAUGAAGGUAUUGGGUAUGUCAUCUAAAUGGAAGAAGUGAUGAUAGAGGAAGAUAGAAGACAGUGGGAGAGUAACUAAUCUAGACAAAUUACAAGACGGCCAAAUCAUCCUAACAGGAUGAAGAGAAUCUUACAAAUUUACAGAGCUGCAAUACCCUAACUGGUUGAAAAAUUCAUUUAGGCAGAUCAGAUUUGAUAAUAAUAUAAAUGCGCUAUUGUUGUACGUCGUUGCCUGGUGACUUUAAUGUUUUGUGAUUAUGACCAAAUUUCUGAAUAGAGAUAGAGAUAGAAGUCUAUCUUUUACUAUAUUUUAUCUUGUUUGAAUUCAUAGUUGUUAUGUUACAAAAGGGCACACCCUAGACCUCUUUCUGGGUUUGUUAUAUGUAUCUCAUGAGGAAUAAUACAGAUUUGUUAUUUCACAACUAGGUCAUGAGCUAGGAUGGGUGACAUUAACCUACAUGUAUCUCUAUAAAUCUAUGAAACUCAAAAUAGGGACACAGACAGAUUUUCUUUAUUAUUAUGUUUUUCAUUUCAGCAUUUAAGUUGAUUUGGUAAGCCAAGCGUCACAAACCUUUCAAAUCUGUUCUCACUUCAACCAAUAGAUUAAUAGGUAGUAACUGAACCUCUGUGGGGCCGUAUGACGCCUGAAUGCUUGCAAUUAUUUUCUUUUGAUAGAAAUGACGCCUUUCAAGAGAAACCAUUCAUUUUCAAAAUUUUAUGGGAGAGAGAGAAAGAGAUGCUUGUACUUGUUUAUUGGACUUUGAUCAUGCCUUUCAAGCCAUAUUUUUAACCCCUGAAUAUUUGCAUAACAUGUCCUUUUUUUGUAUCCCUUGAGCAGAUAUUCUCUCUUUCAUUUUCACUAUAAAAGCAUCAACCAUGUUAAAGUGUGCAUGUGAUGUAAAGUAAUCAAAAAGGGCACUGCACUACACGACAUUAGAUUGCAGAGCAACCUUUUUUUGGUCCCCCCUAAAUUUACCUUUAUUUUCCACCUAAAAUAGUUUGACUGCAUCAGAAAUAUGCUUCUUGUACAGAAGAAACAAGUCCUCUCGGAUGAAAAGAUUUUUAGUUUGGUCAAGACAUUGAAUUUUCUUUCUUUCAGAUCAAAAGAAGGAUCUUCUCCUAGCUGGCUCCCCAUAUAAAAAAACCUCUCAAUGUAUCACAAGAAAUAACAGUCUUAGAAUUCUUGCUUGUCCAUCUUCUUAAUCCGAUUACGAUGGCUGCAUGGGGCAAAACAAUGUCGUCACUUGUAGAAAGCGUAUACAGCUUUCUAUUAAAUUUAGAUGGUAAUGCAAGGCCAUGCCACCUCCUUCAUUCAUUAGAUGCAAGAUCUGGAUAGCCUUUGGGAAUACCUGUUGUCCAUGCUGGCUUGCAUUUCUUCCUCAUUUUAAUAGAAAUUUAAGCUGAAGCACAAAGAUUGGAUUGUUUGGUAUCCUCAGGUGUACAUCCAAUCAUAACAAAUUAAAUUUUGGGCUAAAUCUGAUUAUUACUCUUGUCAAUAUCUCGCCAAUAUCUCGCCCUGCAAAGAAUAUACAACCUUGGUAUUGGUUUCAAAAGUCAAGCAUAUGCAAGUGCCUUUUGAUCAAAAGCAACAAUAAAGUGAUAUUUUUUUAAAUUUCAUGUACGGUAACCUGCUUUUCUUUUAUCUCCGAUUAAAAAAUAAUCAUUUGCAUGAAUUGGAAAAAUAACAAAUGAAAGCUGAAUUUGUCAUUGAUACCUUAGAUUGAAAUUACUUUUGACUAUUCCAUGCUAAGAGUUCUAAUAGGAUAGUAUUUCAUUAAUCAAUAUUUCUAAAGAGAUCCAGGCCUGCCAAACAUUUAGUAAGAAAUAUUGCUAUCAACUUGUGAUACAACGACUUGGCUAUCUAUCAUGUGACCACUCCUGAGUGAAAAACCAGGUGCUAAAUCACCCCCAUUUCGGGCCAUUUUUCAUUUUCUCUUUAAUCUUACUCGUUUUCAACGGAUGUGCGGAUUCAAGCCGUGAGCCAAAAAGUCCUAAAUUUGGCCUAAUAGUCCUCACGUGUACAGAUCAUGGGAAUCGGUGUUGUAGUUUUAAUCUUGGAACAGGCACCAUGUAUUACCAUAAUUUUUGAAUUACUGGCAUUAGAGAUGAUGGGUGAAGCGAGGAGCGUGGAGACCGUUAGUGGAAUCAUCGAGGGACCUCUAGGUUUGAUCUAUCUUUCUCUCUAUCUCCCAUAAGGAUAUUCAUGGUCAUUAGGAUAUUGGUUGAUGGAUGGAUGGAAGAAUUAUAGAAGGAGUCUACUUUAGGGAUUAUGGAUGGAGUAGAGAAGUGGUUGAGAAUAUGGCACCUAGCUAAAUACUAGACUUAACCUAACCUAACAAAAUCUAAACUUCAAAAACUUCAAAUCAUUCAUUCUUGAAGCACUCUUACAAAUAUUUAGAAGCUAUAGAUUUUCUUCUUUUUUAAAAAUUUGAUAUAUUUUCUUUACUUUUCUGCUCUCCUAUUUAGUAUUGUUUGCUGAGAGCUAGAUGUGUAUUCACUCAAAGCUUUUUCACAAAAGUUAUCGCCAUUCUGGCUACCUAUCUGCAGACAGUACACUAUGUAUUAUUGAUUAAUUUCUGAAAUUAUAAUUGAUUACCGAUAGAGGCAGGGAUUGUUGAUUCCCUGCAUAGACACUAGACUGGUAACUUCUUCUUAUGUUAUCUUUUAAUAACGUACAAUGCAGAAUUUUGUGUUCAUUACAUUCAUUGGAAAUAAUGUAUGUCUAAUAACACAAUCUUAUAUGAUUGGAGAUUGAAAAGGAAUGUUAGCAUUCAACUGAGUUUGAUUAUUAUCUGUAUUCAUUGUGUAGUCUAUGCAGUAGUGCAACGUGACGUAAUGUUGCAAUUUAAUUUCUAUAUCUACAAUGUUCACAUUUUAUUGUUCAUUUUGAUUAUUCUUUCAGAGGUAAUAGAAGUUGCCAACAUUUUUAUCUGUGAAUAUAAUUGUGUAUGUAUUAUAUGGAUACAAUGACAUGAAUAUGUUUUGAAAUAUACAUUAUAUGUAUAAACAUUGUAAUUGAGUAUAUGUUAUGUUUUAUGUAUAUGAGUAUUCAACUCAAGAUAUCAAAAAUAUUAACCAAGAUAUUUCCAUACAGAGAUGAGUAAAUGAAAAAGUACAGGUACGCUACUUUUAAGAAAUACAUAAUCUUUGUAAAAUUGGUAUUUUGACAUUAUGUUGUGAAUUGAUCUUUUUUGUAUAUAUAUAUAUAAAGUCUAUACGAAUAUGUAAUAUAUAAAUAUAUAUCUUUCAAGUGAUUCAGGUAAUUAUUAUAUGGACAAUACAAUUGUUAAUCAUGUAACAAUUUAUAUUCUAAAUCUAUAUUUCAUAAAUGUGAUAUAUAUGUAUCAUGCUUCAUGAAGUCACCAAGUUAUAUGAAUAUUUACCCAAGUUUUGUUUAUCCUUGAUCCUUUUUUCCCUCAAAUAUCAAUCAAAAGUAUUAGACAUUUAAAGAGCAUGAAUAAUGAAUACUGUAUAACAACAACAGCAACAAUAAAAAAGCUAUGUUUUAGAAAUCAUAGAAAUGUUUUGUAGGGGCAAUAAUGCAGUGUUUUGGGUAGCAAAAUUCAAAAACAAAAUUCUUAACAUGAAAAACCUAUGAUAUUCCUUGAAUUGCAAAUGGGCUAGUUCAUACUUUCGAGUUCGAGUUUGGGGGUUUAAUGACCCACUAAUGUUUUUUUUUUUUUAAGUCGAUAAGAUAUCAAGAACAGCCAAGGUUCUAUUUUUAGCAAAUAUUAUAAACAUUUUGUUUUAAAUACCCUUCUUACAUAACUGUAUAGAUUUCAGACCUGCUGAGGGAUACACCACCUUUAAGCAUGUUACCUGACUGAAUGUUCAAAGUCCUCUAAAUGGGUAGUUUGAAAGCUCACCUAGUGCUCCUGUGCCAUUUGAACUCCCUCUUUUGCUUGAUAUUAAACAUUAAAUGUGAUAGAAAUAACUUGUUUACUUGCUGUACUUCAGGUAUUGCUCCAAAAUAUGGAGAUUACUGACACUGCAAUAAUGAAGAUUAUAAAGAAAACGACUAAAUCAAUUAAAAAAGUUAAUGAAUAAGUAAAGUAAACAAUUGAUUGAAUAGUUAGAUAAACAAAUCAAUCAAUAUAUAAAUAAGUAUUUGCUAAUUGAGCAGAAAUGCACUUUCAGAAACCGUCUCCGACUUUUGAGCAGUAUUUCAUGUCUGCAGAAAAUUCUAGUGUCAGUUGUCCGUGCAUGAUAUACUGCAUAAGAAUUAUUUUUAAUGAAACCAUUUCCUACAAAACAUUAUUUUGCAGGUUACAGUAAGGAAUCAAAGUUCAUUAUUCAUUGCAAUGAUUGAUAUGAAAUGUCAUGGUAAAUCCCAAAAUAAUAAUUUCUUUGCAUGCUCACAUCAUAAAUUUCCAAGAGUGACUUGAUUUUGUUCUCAAUCUAUAUUGUUUACUUUUACUUAAAAACAUUAGAAGUAAAGACAUUGUUCUUGAAUACCGAUAUCUUCUUUCCCCAGAGAUAGAACCUUUUACACAUGCACUCUUCAGAACAACAUAAAAUGGCUGAAUACAGAGAAUUCUCCAUUAGAAAUAUUGUUUAUGUAGUGAGUGUCUAGUCUUUUUGUGAUAUUGACAAAAUUUGGAGAAAAUAGUUAAACUUUUCUGUGUGCUGAAUAUUUUGUUUGAUUAGUCGAGUAUAUAAUUUUGUCAUUUUAUUUCACUCUCUUAUUUCAUUCUGAAUAAGUGCAAAAAAGAAAUUUCAUUAUUUUCUGAUAACUUGAUAAUUUCUUAUGUUCAAUUAAUUUUUGUUUGUUUUUAUUUCACAAUUCAAUGUAUUAUUUGUUGCUUUAGAAUGUUAUGUACAUAUAUAUUAUUGUUCAAUGAUGAUUAUGAAUUGAAUUAACAUAAUUUCAUGGAAUCAAA
This is a messenger RNA of Strongylocentrotus purpuratus (purple sea urchin), 9233 nucleotides long. RefSeq names its product BTB/POZ domain-containing protein 7 (gene btbd7). The record is from RefSeq and is a predicted model, not a curated record. The transcript has 10 exons. NCBI's taxonomy places the organism in Eukaryota, Metazoa, Echinodermata, Echinoidea, Camarodonta, Strongylocentrotidae. The coding region runs from base 537 to 3005 and encodes 822 amino acids. Gene Ontology annotation, biological process: morphogenesis of a branching epithelium. Gene Ontology annotation, molecular function: protein binding.